Messenger RNA from Penicillium macrosclerotiorum, 264 nucleotides. RefSeq names its product MFS general substrate transporter. Bases 1 to 264 code for a protein of 87 amino acids. The transcript is spliced from 2 exons. The record is from RefSeq and is a predicted model, not a curated record. NCBI's taxonomy places the organism in Eukaryota, Fungi, Ascomycota, Eurotiomycetes, Eurotiales, Aspergillaceae.
AUGACCAUCUUCAACUGGAAGACCCUACAGGCGGGCCUUUUGUUUCUUCUUGUGCAAGCCCCGACCUUAAUCUUAGUAGUACCCGCAGGAUUGCUGAAAGACAAAGUCGGAACACCCGGAACUGCCGGAACUGAAUGGGCAAAUCGUGGAAAUGAAGGUCGUACCAUCUUUAUUCUCGCACUCUUGGCGAUCGGGGUUUGGAGAACGUUACCUCUCGGUUUUGGCGCUAUUGAGGUGCUGCGUAAGUACAUUCUGGAACUAUAA